AUGGCCGAAAAGUCCAACAUUCACCUCUACACGGCUCAGACGCCCAACGGUAUCAAGGCGUCGAUCGUUCUGGAGGAAUUGGGACUAAAGUAUGAGACUACAAACAUUGAAUUCAGCAAGAACACGCAGAAGGAGCCGUGGUUCUUGGAGAUCAACCCCAAUGGUCGCAUCCCCGCCCUUACGGAUACCUUUGAGGAUGGCAAGACCAUAAGACUUUUUGAGAGUGCCUCCAUCAUGCAGUACCUUGUGGAACGAUACGACAAGGACCACAAGAUCUCUUACCCCUACGGUUCGCGGGAGUACUGGGAGGUCAACAACUGGCUCUUUUGGCAGAUGGGAGGUCUCGGACCCAUGCAGGGUCAGCUGAACCACUUCAACCGCUACGCACCAGAGAAGAUCCCGUACGCCAUUGACAGAUACAAGAACGAGACGCGCCGGCUGUUCCGCACCAUGGACACGGCCCUCGAGUCCUCCAAGUCUGGCUACCUCGUCGGCGACAAAUGCACGCUGGCGGAUUUCUCGUGCUGGGGCUGGAUUGCUGCUGCAGCUGGUUCAGGCGUGAACAUUAACGAGUUCCCUGCUCUCAAGAAGUGGAGGGACCUCCUCCUUACCCGCCCGGGACUUGAGAAGGGUCGACACGUGCCAUCGACGCACAAGGCGCUGGAAUCCGAAAACCUGACCGAGGAGCAGAUUGCCGAGGCUGCCAAGAAGAAUGCCGGAUGGAUCCAGGCUGGCAUGAAGGAAGACAGAAAAUAA
Pestalotiopsis fici W106-1 is the source of this 756-nucleotide messenger RNA. RefSeq lists its product as uncharacterized. Lineage: Eukaryota; Fungi; Ascomycota; Sordariomycetes; Amphisphaeriales; Sporocadaceae. The transcript is spliced from 6 exons. The record is from RefSeq and is a predicted model, not a curated record. Bases 1 to 756 code for a protein of 251 amino acids.